This is a messenger RNA of Chenopodium quinoa (quinoa), 2112 nucleotides long. Its product is annotated as aspartic proteinase-like. Gene Ontology annotation, biological process: lipid metabolic process; proteolysis. The record is from RefSeq and is a predicted model, not a curated record. Lineage: Eukaryota; Viridiplantae; Streptophyta; Magnoliopsida; Caryophyllales; Amaranthaceae. The transcript is spliced from 13 exons. Gene Ontology annotation, molecular function: aspartic-type endopeptidase activity. Bases 367 to 1878 code for a protein of 503 amino acids.
CAUUCAUGAUUUGUCCAGUGAGAGGCAACCUUAUCUCCAACAAAAACGAGUGUAGGGAAUUGGAUACCAUUUAAAUAUGUUUUGUAUACUCCGCUAUUACUUGUAUCUAUUAUCACUUGAUUCACUUCCAACGUUAUUGUUGUAAUUUCCCCCACUUGUAUUUUACUAAUGUUUUUCGACAAUCAUACUUUUCCAUUUCUACGAAAUUUCUAUCAUAUUUUCCUGCUAUACGUGAUAAUUGAAAAAUCUUGUCUCAUUCCUUUUUUUUUUUUUUUUUUUUUUUUUUUUUUUUUUGCAUGAAAGAUUUCUUAUUUUAUAAGUUUAUUACUCGUAUAAAAUUUCUAUCAUAGGCUUUGUCCAUUAAAAAUGGGUAUUAAAUAUUUCUCCCAAAUUUUAUGUUUUUGUGCAUUAAUAAAUAUUUGUUUUCUUCCUAUAACAACUUAUGGAUUGUUGAAAAUCAGUCUCAAAAGAGUUGAUCAACAACAUAAAACAAAUUUUAAUAAUAUUAAAUUUGCAAGAAAGUUGGGUACAAUUGAAGUGGGAAAACGUGCAGAAAUUAUACAUUUGAAGAAUUACAUGAAUUCCCAAUUUUAUGGAGAAAUUGGAAUUGGCACACCACCUCAAAAAUUUGCUGUCAUUUUUGAUACUGCAGUUUCUAAUCUUUGGGUUCCAUCUUCUAAGUGCAAUUCUUCUGAGGCUUGCUAUUUACAUUCAAGAUAUGAAUCAAGCCACUCAAGUACAUACACAAAGAUAGGGUCACCACAUGAAAUUAUUUAUGGAACAGAGGCAAAACUCACUGGUUUUCUUAGCCAGGAUAAUGUUGAAAUUGGAGGUUUACUUGUCAAAAAUCAAAUAAUCUUCGAAAUAACAAGUGAAGAAAGCAUAACAUUGGUACAUGCUAAAUUUGAUGGUGUAGUAGGGCUUGCAUUUCCAGAUAAAUCAGAAGGAAACGCCAAUCUUAUAUGGUAUACAAUGGAAGAACAAAAACUACUAAAGAAGAAAGUUUUCUCGAUCUGGUUUAACACAGAUUCAGAAGCAGAAUCAGGAGGAGAGGUUGUUUUUGGAGGAGUUGAUCCUAAUCAUUUCAAGGGAAAACAUGUUUAUGUUCCUGUGACGCCGAACCAGAAUGGUAUAUGGCAGAUUGAAAUUGGAGAACUCUUCAUUGGUAACCAAUCAUCCGGCUACUGUCAGGAAGGCUGUCCUGCUGUUUUAGACUCAGGAUCACCAUUACUUUCGGGCCCUGCGGUUAUUGUGGUUGAGAUCAACCACGCAAUAGGAGCAAAAGGUGUCAAAAGCAAGGAAUGCAAAGAAAUAAUCUCCCACAAUGGAGAGAAGAUAUACGAUCUUUUAGCAUCAGGGGUAAAUCCUGAUGAUAUAUGUUCACAACUUAGCUUGUGCCUCAACAACGGAGCUCAGCAUAUGAGGAACAAUCUCAAGACAGCUCAAGAAAGAAUAAACAGAAAAGAACUUUUAUCAUUUGCAGAUGAGUUGCUAUGCAGUGCCUGUCAGAAAAUAGUGAUUUGGAUUCAGAGGCAGAUGAAACAGAGAAAAACAAAGAAAGGAAUACUGAGAUACGUUAGAAAGCUAUGCUUUAGCUUUCCGACUCCUCGAGGAGACGUAGAAGUUCCUUGUGAAAACAUCCCACUCAUGCCACACUUGACAUUCACAAUUGGAAAUAAGCCUUUCACAUUCACUCCUCAACAGUAUAUACGCACAACUAGAAAGCACCGUAAAAUGACCUGCCGGAGCCAAUUUUCCGCGGUGGAUCUACCAUCACUUCCAGGAGCAUGGAUCUUUGGAAAUGUAUUCAUGGGAGUUUACCAUUCAGUUUUUGAUUUUAGCAAACCACAAGUGGGUUUUGCUGAAGCAGUUUAUUAGACUCAUAAUCUAUUUGACCAAAUUCAAGCGUCUUCAUUUCCGCUCAAUACUGGCUGUAGCGCCUUGUCGUUUCAAGUAUUCGGCAACAGCUUAACAAGCACUGUAACAACUGCGGAGUAAUUUCCAGAUUUGGGCUGUUAAUUUAAUAAAUGUAAAAUAUUACAAAUAAUAUCUCAAGUGUUUAGACUAUUUACUUACUUUCCUACCCUGGUAACAAAUCAUUUUUGCAUCUGA